This is a messenger RNA of Trypanosoma rangeli, 936 nucleotides long. RefSeq names its product proteasome beta 5 subunit. Gene Ontology annotation, cellular component: proteasome core complex. The record is from RefSeq and is a predicted model, not a curated record. The transcript has a single exon. Gene Ontology annotation, molecular function: threonine-type endopeptidase activity. NCBI's taxonomy places the organism in Eukaryota, Euglenozoa, Kinetoplastea, Trypanosomatida, Trypanosomatidae. Bases 1 to 936 code for a protein of 311 amino acids.
AUGCUUGCCGAUUUUGAGAGUGUUUUACGCACCAACUUUUCGCUUGAUGACUGCCCUCGCAUAGGACCCUUUACCUGGCAGAAUGUACCAGGCUUGGAUGGGUUGAAUAAAGAAGAUGAGUGGGACACACAGACGCUCAGCUCGUAUAGUUUCCUUGGAACUGACUUAAGGUGCAACGACGACUUCAGUGUGAUCCCUGCAACUGGUGAAAAGCUAACGGAAGAUCCACUUAACACCUUAAAUCGCCUUCAAACAGAUAUGCGCACGUGGAAACUCAUGAGGCCUUGUCCGGUCCCGCGCAGUAUUCCGAAGAUCGAUAUGAAGAAGGGCACCACAACACUGGGAUUUCAUUUUGACGGUGGCAUAAUAAUUGCCGUGGAUUCCCGCGCGUCUUCGGGACAGUACAUAUCCUCCCAAACCGUAAUGAAAGUACUUGAAAUUAAUGAGUACCUUUUGGGAACAAUGGCGGGCGGGGCGGCUGAUUGCCAAUAUUGGGAACGUGUAUUAGGUAUGGAGUGUCGUUUGUGGGAACUAAGAAAUAACUGCCGCAUCUCAGUAGCAGCCGCAAGCAAAAUACUGGCAAAUAUCACGUAUUCAUACCGCAACCAUGGACUCUCCAUGGGCACCAUGGUGGCGGGCUGGGACCAAUUUGGACCCUCUCUGUAUUAUGUGGACGAUAAAGGCACACGUGUGAAGCAUGAACUGUUCAGUGUGGGCUCAGGUUCCAUCUAUGCGUAUGGUGUCCUUGACCAGGGUUACCGCAAGGAUCUCACUGUUGAGCAAGCAUGCGAUCUUGCACGUCGUUCCAUUUUCCACGCAACUUACAGAGAUGGCGCCUCAGGCGGUAUUGUUACUGUCUAUCAUGUCCACCAGGGUGGAUGGACGCGUAUUUCGCGUGACGAUCAGACCAAACUAUAUGAUCUCUAUGUGGUGUAG